AUGCGCUACUCUAUGGAGUGCACCGGCGACCACGGCUCGCUGCCAGGUGACGGCGGCUCCUGCCCGCGGUCACUGCUCUCUUUGUGCGCCGUCAGCUCUCAGCUGAUGAAAGCGACGCCGCCGCCGCCGCCAGCUCCUGGACGGACGGAAUGCACCCGCGACGCCGCCGUCUUCCCCUUCUCGGCCGCCCCAACAGCGACCAUGGAUACAGAAGAACUGCCUAGCGUGGAUGCAACGGUGGCCAGCGGGACGGCGGCACGACCUACCGCUGACGAUGCUCCAGACACAGCGAAGGAGCUCGAUAGACGGCAACAGGCUACUGAGGAGGCUACGGCGCCUGCACCGCACGACAACGAUGGGACACUAGGGGACUGGUCAGAAGAGCUACCCCCGUGGGGAACAGAUGAUGCCGGAGGAACUGCUCCCACGCACUCUCCCGGUGUAAGCCCGGCACAGUGCACGGAAUAA
Schistocerca piceifrons (Central American locust) is the source of this 468-nucleotide messenger RNA. RefSeq lists its product as uncharacterized. Bases 1 to 468 code for a protein of 155 amino acids. The transcript is spliced from 2 exons. NCBI's taxonomy places the organism in Eukaryota, Metazoa, Arthropoda, Insecta, Orthoptera, Acrididae. The record is from RefSeq and is a predicted model, not a curated record.